This is a messenger RNA of Sipha flava (yellow sugarcane aphid), 1312 nucleotides long. It is a transcript of the gene Tis11, whose product is annotated as protein TIS11. Bases 466 to 1236 code for a protein of 256 amino acids. The transcript is spliced from 2 exons. The record is from RefSeq and is a predicted model, not a curated record. NCBI's taxonomy places the organism in Eukaryota, Metazoa, Arthropoda, Insecta, Hemiptera, Aphididae. Gene Ontology annotation, molecular function: metal ion binding; mRNA binding.
CCGCGUUCGCUCUCGUAGUCUCGUCAGUCCGAAUAACGCGAUCGGCACGUACGCACAUUCGCGGCCAACGAACACACGUGAAGCACGUUUUAUUAUUUCUUUUUGAUUUCAGUACAGUCUAUUUAGCGACUUUACGCCUAGCAACACCGAACGCACGGUUAUUAAAUUGAUAUUAUUUUUUUGAUCGUCUCUGUUGAUCGGUAUAAAAGUCGUUGUUCGCCGCACGAGAAAUCGCUCAGUGUGUUACCGUACUUGAAAAAUAUUGCGCUUAUAUAUUUAAAUAUUACCGCGGUAACGUAAUAUUGUAAUUGUAUAACAAGUGUUUCCGAUUUGGUUUUUGCGACACUUGACGUUGAAAUUAGCCAACGGGAAAACUAUUAUUUAUUUGAAACAUAAAUAAAAACAAAACGAGUGCGUCGACACGUUUACGUAGAAACCAAAAGUUUGACAAAUUUUAGUGCAAAUAUGACCAACUCAUUGUUCAACAGUGGAGAAACAGUAACCAAGACUCAGAAUCGACCGCGCGCAGUGGCUGCGGAGGUGGAACAAUGGUGGCAAGAGAUGGUGUCGUCGACGGGCAGCAGUACCGGUGGCAGUAGCAACCAAGGAUCUGUGUCGUCCGAACCGAGACGCCGCCAGGGACAGGGUCGUCGAGGGGGAGGCGGCGGUUCCGGUAAAAUGCAGCAACAACAGCAACAGCAACAACAACAACAGGAACAGCCCCUGCCGCCUCAACCGCCAAUGGGUUCGCGGUACAAGACGGAAAUGUGCCGUCAGUACAUCGAGAAGAUCAAGUGCGCGUACGGCGACAAGUGCCAGUUCGCGCACGGCGAACAAGAUAUGCGCCCGGUGUUCCGGCACCCCAAGUACAAGACGGAACCGUGCCGCUCGUUCAACUCGGCCGGCUACUGCCCGUACGGGCAACGGUGUCAUUUCGUGCACAAGGGCGAUGGUUACAUGCAGCCCAGCGGCUCGCCCGCGUCCCCGCCGCUGUCCACGUCAUCGUCGUCCGGCAUCGGUAGCGACGGUUCGCUGGCCGACCUCGGCCUCGGUAUGCUCGACAGCAUGUUCACGCCGCCCCAGUCACCCGAGGGCCGGUUACCCGUGUUCAACAGGCUGUCCGGCUCGCCGCCGGCCACCAGCGACGUGUUCGCGUUUCACGGCGCGGCCACGGUCGUCCCGCCGCCGCGGCGCCUCAGCGAGCCCGAACCCGAUUUCGGUUUCUACGGUUUCUGAUGACCGCCGUGUUGCCCUCCCCUCCCCGUCUCUUGACGUCAACUUUGUUCUUAAUUUUUUUUUUUUUUUUUUUUUU